AAUUGAUAUUUUUGGUGCAUGCGCUUGGCUUGAAAUAAAUAACUGGAAAAAAAAUAAAAUUUGGUAUUCCUUCUAGCUAUUAAAAAUAAUGAUUAAAGAUAAAGCAAUGACAAUAACCACUGUUAUUAAAUGAACGGUUAAAGAUUAUUGAAAUGGUAAAAGGCAAUUCAAAAAACAACAAAUGGAUGCGAAGGUAUAGAACAUUUUUCCUCAUCGGAGUUGUGAUCCUAUCCUUCCAAAUAUUCCUAGCCCUAAAAUUCUUGUCGAUAAAUAAAACAGCAGUCGAGCCCAAAGACAACAAAUGGCUUUCCAUGAACUUCGAAGAAUUGGAUCAAGAAAUAGAAAUACAUUCCUCUGACAAUUUCAAAGCAAGCCAUGAUUAUGAAGUCAGUGCAGCGAUACAAAAAAGUAAACAAAAAGACAAAGCCAACUACACUCAUUUACUGAAAUAUGACGAUUUGGAUUUCGUGCCCGUUUGCCAGAUUUCGGCGAAAGAAGCAGUUUCUGCUAUAAACAGGGCUAAGACACAGCAAUGCAAACAAAUUAUAGCGAACAUUACUUGUUUGUCGAACAGAAAUGAUUUGUACCCAAAAGAAUUGAAAAGUACUUGCCCUACAGGUGAAUUCGUGGCUGGUAGGGACUUGGGAUGUUUUAAAGAUGAGAAAAAUUUCAGACUCCUUACAGGAUAUUUUGGAGUCAACAAGAAUGAUAAUUCUCCGAAAUUUUGUAUUAAAUUGUGUCUGCAAUCUGGUUUUCCAUAUGCAGGGGUGCAGUAUGGAAAUGAAUGUUUUUGUGGCAUUGAUGACCCACCAUUAACUUUGAAAAUUCCCGAUUCUUCUUGCAAUAUGAAAUGUCCCGGUGAUUCACAUGCAACGUGCGGUGGAAACUACACCGUGAAUAUAUAUCAUACAGGAAUAAAAAGGUUUAUUCCGCAAAACGCUAUAUCAGAAUCAAGCAAUGAUACCAAAAAACCUGUAAAAAUUGUGUUCCUAUUAACUUUAAAUGGUAGAGCUUUAAGACAAGUAAAAAGGCUGUUGAAAAUACUGUAUCAUAGGGAUCAUUACUACUACAUACAUAUAGAUAUUAGACAAGAUUACCUAUAUAGGGAACUUUUACACCUCGAACAAAUCCUACCGAACGUGCGUCUCACGAGACAACGCUUCGCUACUAUAUGGGGCGGCGCUUCGCUACUCGAAAUGCUCAGAUCCUGCAUGUGGGAGCUGUUGAACAUCAAAGAUUGGAAAUGGGACUUUGUACUUAAUCUCAGCGAAAGCGAUUUCCCCGUGAAACCCAUCUCGAAACUGUCCGAGUUUCUGAGCUUAAAUAAAAACAGAAAUUUCGUGAAAUCUCACGGAAGAGAAGUGCAACGUUUCAUCCAGAAACAGGGUUUGGAUAAGACGUUCGUCGAAUGCGAGUACAGGAUGUGGCGUAUCGGCGAUAGAACGUUACCAGCUGGCAUACAGUUAGAUGGAGGUAGCGACUGGAUUGCCUUAUCACGCAAUUUCGUCGAGUACGUAGCUCAACCCUAUCCGGACGACCUAAUCGCUGGGUUGUUAAGAAUCUUCAAACACACUCUAUUACCGGCCGAAUCGUUUUUCCAUACCGCUUUACGGAAUUCCAAAUUCUGCGAUACCUACAUCGAUAACAACCUACACGUGACCAACUGGAAACGCAAAUUGGGCUGCAAAUGCCAGUACAAACACAUCGUCGAUUGGUGCGGCUGCAGUCCCAACAAUUUCCGACCCGAUGAUUGGGCUAGGAUACAAAACACCCUCGUCAGGCAGCUGUAUUUCGCGCGAAAAUUCGAAUCUACCGUCAAUCAAGCGGUCAUUCUACAAUUGGAACUGUGGUUGCAUAAUCUGGACUCUCCUAGCAAAGAGGUUCCUAAUCUGCACGGAUAUUGGCAGAGCAUAUACCAUCACAGAGACUUAGAGAUUAAUCAAAACGAUGGUUUGCUGACUUUAAGCAACAGCGUGAAGCGAAGCUACUUAAAAUCGCUCAAAGAUCCCACCGAUUGCGAUCUAACCUUAGUAGAAGUGACGUCGUAUCACCACAACGAUAGUUACAUCUAUACUUUGUUUAUGUACAGUUUGGCAGCUGACAGAGUAGAGAUAGCCGUCAAACCGAAACGUCGUUUGUCGUUGUUGAAAAAUUCGACAUUGAUGGAUCGAUUGGAUUUGCUAAUGGUUACCAGCGAUUACGAUCAGAAGGAGCAGCUUUCUAGAAACUUUUUGCGGGUUUUGACGCCGUUUUCGGAACCGGUAUUGGUGUACGGAUUCUCGCGAUGGUCGUCCAAUUCCAGGGUUUAUAAUUUGACUUCGAUAUGGGUAGGACCUGAUGGGCAUUUGUAUGACGUCGUCGAGUUUUUUGUGGAUCAGUCUUCUGUCGCUGGGGGCGUUAAGAGCGGAUUGAAGCAGCCGAUUUUACCAGGCACCUGGAGCGUCAAAGUGCUGUACAAAAACACCCAACUAGCCGAAGUCAAAUUUCCGAUAUUACCGCUUGACACGUACAACGGCUCUCCCGCCAAAGUCCACCAACUCACAUAUCUCAACAGAGGCUCAAAAGAAAAAAAAGACUUGAAGAAUUCCCUCUUCGACAAAUUCCUGCCAUCUACUGAACAAAAACAACAUUUACGAGCUACGAGCGAUCUGAAUACCCAAAAAACUGGCGACGAGCUCGCCGCAUGGAUCGAUCAACUUUUCGCGAUGUUUUACAAAAUCGCACAAACGUGCGGGACCAUUUGCGGUCUACAGUUAGAUAGUUGCGAACAAACGCAUUGGAGCUCCUUAGCUCCUGAUCCCAAGAGUGCCAUAGGGACUAGUAAAGGGACUACUGGGUCUUUCGAUGUUUGGUAGACACUUUAUCGGCAUGCAAAAUUAUGAAAUUGAUAGUACAUAUUCCUAAUCGAUUGUUAAGAGUAUCAUUACUGUAGAAAGAGCCAAUCCCGCCCAAAAUAGUGUAAGCUAAGGACUGAAGGCAGAAACAGGCAGAGUGUGGGGUCGGUCAAGUUGACGCUUUCUUCAGUAAUUUACCCUUACUAUUCGUAAAUAGAAUCCUUGUUAAUCCACAGCUAAAGAGAACGUUACUACUAUAAAAGAAGGCAAGUUAGCGCAAUGGAUACCGCACUUGGCCAAUUUAACAUUUCCUAGAGCUGAAAGAAUAUCAAAUCGGUUAUAUUCAGUGUUAACGGGUCUCGAGUCCGCCUACAAGGCCCAUAGGGUUUGCAACAUCCUCAUUUUUUGGAUCAGCAGCUUAUUUCAAAUGUCACACAAAAAGUUGCCCUUUCAUUCCCACAUAAAAUUAAUUUGAUUAAAAUCAAUCAAUCCUGUACGAAAAAAUUCCGUAAAAUCUGUCUUGCAUAAGAUCAAUCCCACUUAAAUCUCUCACAUAAAAUCAAUAUCCCAUAAAAUAUCUCCCACGUAAGAUCAAUCCCGCAUAAAACAUGUCCUACAAAAAAUAGUUACCACAUAAAAUCUUUUCCACACACAAUAAGGUUCCUUUGUAAAACUUGUACUGCAUAAGAUUAACUUCAUAAAAUAUGUCCCACGUAAGAAUAAUCUUGCAUAAAACCUGUCCUAUAUAAAAUAUUUUCCGCAUAAAAUCGAUUCUGCAUAAAAUAUGUACCACAUAUAAAUCUGUCCCGCAUAAGAUUGACCACAACAAAGGUCCUGCAUAAAAUGUGUAACACAUAAAUAUGUCUCGCAUAAAAUGUGUGCAUGAGAUCAAUCCCACAUAAAAUAUGUCCUAAAUAAAAUCAUUUUAAAAUAAAAUUUUCUAAAUUCUUCAAUGCAAUUUUAUACAAUCCUCGACAUCACUUUUUUACUCGAUAUGGCCUUAAUGGCAGCUUAUCUCUGACAUUAUUUAGACCACAUAAAAUAUGUCCCAUACAAGAUCAAUUCCAUUAAAAUGUACCACAGAAAAUAGUUUCCGCAUAAAAUCUCCCACAGGUUCUGUAUAAAAUAUAUACCACAUAAAAAACAAAAUCUGUCCCUAAUAAAAUCUAUUUCAAAUAAAAUAUAUAUAAAAAAUUCGCAUAAAACAUGUCCUAUAUAAAAUUGAUUCUGUAUGAAAUCUGUCCCACAUAAAAUCGAUUCUAUACAAAAAUCUGUACCACAUUGAGAUUAAUACCAAAAAAUAUGUCCCAAAUAAAAUCAAUUAAACAUAAAAUGUUCUAAAUUCUUCAGUGCAAUUUUAUACAAUCCUCGACAUCAUUUCCUGACUCGAUAUGGCCUCAACGGCUGCUUGUCUCUGAAUCAAAUAAAAUCUAUCCCACGUAUUCUGUAUUUAGACGGUACCACAUAAGAUCAAUCCCACAUAAAAUAUGUCCCAAAUGAGAUCAAUGAAACCUGCAUAAGAUCGAUCCCAUAUAUAACACAUUUAGUUUUAAUUAAUUUUAUGUGGGAUAUUUAUUUUUUCUUGGGAUAACAUUUAUUUUAUGUGGGAUAAAAUUAAUUUUUUGAGGCAUAAAAUCUAUUUUAUGUGAGAUACAAUUUUAUAUGGGAUAAAAUUAAUUUUAUAUGGAUUAAAAUUAUUUUUUUGAAAAUAGUAGUUAUCCCACAUAAAUUAAAUGUGGGAUAACAACAGCGUGUUAUCAUCGCACAAUGUUGUCAACCCUAUUGCGUUCUGAUAAAAAAUGAGUGAGGCGGAUUUUAUGAAUGGACGGGAUUACUGACGUUUUGUAGUUUGCAAGCCGAUAAUCAUUUGUUGCCUUAUGAAUGUGAUAAAACUUGGUGCUCAAUUAAUUUUAUAAUAAAUGUCGACUGAUUAAAAUUUUUUCGAAAUUGCGUUCACAACUUUGGUCAAAUAUCACAAGUCUUUAUUUUUUUAAAACGCACGACGUAAAUUAUUUGUACAUAUUUAAUAAAAUUCAAGAGAAAAAUAAAUUGUAAUUAUUUUAUUCCGAAAGAAGUUGUGGACGAAAUGUAAAAUUGGAUUUAUAUUAAAUUCUAGGAUAUAACCGACCUCUCAUUUGUUAACCCGUAAUUUUAGUAGUAACUGGAUCAAGUUAGUGAUGAAGUCAAAUUAAUUUCACAUUGAAUGACGUUUUCAGCAUCUGAAUCGGAUGAAUAAUAACAAAGAUAUACGAUUGUGUCUUUUAGGCAAUGUUGCAACAUGUUUUUUUAUAAAUAUAUAAUUUGUUUCCAAACAAGACAAUAAUUGUCAUCAUGGCAACCACCCAAACUUCAUCUCUUUUGCCUUCAAACCGAACCAGCCUAAUAGCAAAUGAAAUGACAUUUUUGACAGCUAUGGUAGCUUGUUCGGAAUCAUUUUAGACUCUGACGGUUGGUUACAAUGAUUUUGACUUGGCAACGCUGAAAAAACAUCUGAGCUUGACGAAAAGAAAAUGUAAGUUUUUCAAAACGUGCUGAUGCGAAUUUUGCAUCUAGAUUUUAUGUCUUAUGAUUUCUUAUCAAACAUGGUCUACUUUACUAAAUUACUAUUGGAAGUAAUUCGAACUACAAAUCAUUACUAUAGUUGACGAUUUCUCUCAAAGUGACAAGUAUAAAUACGGUAUAUCCAAUGACAGACGACAUGAUAACAAUUAGGCAUUCCAAACAAAUGAAUUACCAGUGGGCAGGUUUGGUAUAUCUAAGGGUGGCGACAUUUGGUGUAUUCUAUCUACUUUACGUAAAAUCAUGAAUAAUUGAUUACAUUUAAAUAUUUUAUGUCAAACACAAUAAAAAUAAUAUUUAAAAAACCCACCUAUACAUUUCUUCAUAAAUUGGCAGGCUUGGCGAGUACUACUUCGAAUAAAAAUAGCGUCCAAGUUGCAAGACUAUGUCGCUACCCCCUUAAAUAUACAAGAAUUUCCCACUGGCACCUAUUGUUUGACAGGUCGUUGGAAUGCCUAAUUAGGCAUUCCAAACUGAAUGGCUACCAGUGGGUUAUGAUAUGGCAAAAUUAUGGCAACCCUGUAGGCCUGGUGAUUUGACAAGGUCAAUUAAAUAGAUAGUUACAUAGAUUGAUUAUCCAUAUUUUUCAAAAUAAACAUAAGCGUAUGCCUUGAACUAAAAAUGUAAGCAAUUAUUUUUUUUAAAUAUCUAAAGGCUAAAAAUUGGUUUUAAAACAUAUUUUUGCUAAACCGAUUCAAAUUAAUAAAUAUUUGCCAAGCAAUAUGGCCGCUCCUAAACGACCAGCUUUGAGCAAUCUAUAUAACUAUAUAUGUAUCAUUGACCAUGUUAAUGACAACGUGACAACAGGAUUGCCAUAUCUAAACUGUCAUUACCCACUGGUAGCCAUUUGGACAGGUCGUUGGAAUGCCUAAUAGAAUGUAACCUUUUGACGUAAUUUUUCAAAAUUAAAUUUAAUGACAGUUGAUAGAUGACAGGUUCUAUGCACGUUGCCAAAUCUUUAUGUAUUUACGAGUAUUUAAAAUCAGUUUUAUGUAGGACUUGUGUUUAAUUAAUGAGAAAAAUUAUCGGGUUAACAAAAAGAGGUCGGGAUUACUGUAUUGCCAGUAAUGUUAUCUUUCAAAGUUUGACCAAUAAAAUUAUGCAUAUCAAUGAUUUUUUUACUUACCUUCAUCCAUUCAUUUAGCCGUGCCAGUCGUAAAUUUUAAAUCCUCUGCAUAAAAACCAUAUAAUAGGACUAGGAUGAAAACCUUGCGAAAUGGAUACAUCAAUAAGAAUCGAAUAUAAGUUUAAUAAGUAAUUAAAUAAUAUCGAUUAAUCUAAUAAUCCGAUUAUUCGGAAAUAAUCAAUUUAACGAUUAAUCGAAAUUAUUCGAUUUUCUAUUUAUAACUGAUAAAUGGAAAAUAAUCGAUCUCGAUUAAUGGAAUAAUCGAUAACAAUCUAUUAAUCGAAAUCAAUUUGGACGUUGCGAGAAUUUUUAAAUAAAACACUAUUUAAUUAACAACCGCGGUUUUAUUACUUAAUUCCGCAACAACUUCGUGGCAUCUCUUACACAAUGCGUCAUCUCUAUCUGAACUUACUUUUCUGCAUCUCGGACACAAGUGAUUCGAACUUUUAGAAAUAUUAAUUUUAUAAUCUUCACCGUCCAUUUCCCCUUGGAUUAUACUCACUUGGGAAACUUGAAAUACAUCCACUAUCUGGGUUUCCAAAUCUUUUAACGAAAUCACAUUCUGAAAAUGACAGAAUGACAAUUGAAUAUUACCUUAGUUAAAAUUGAAAAACUUAACAUUGUAGAAAGUAAUGAUUGUUAAAAAAGGAUUCGAUUAUAAAAUAAAUCGAUUGUAAAAAGCAUCGAUUGUAAUGAAAUAAUCCAUUGGGAAAAGUAUCAAUUGUAAAAAAUAGAC
Psylliodes chrysocephalus is the source of this 7255-nucleotide messenger RNA. The record is from the annotation of a GenBank genome assembly. NCBI's taxonomy places the organism in Eukaryota, Metazoa, Arthropoda, Insecta, Coleoptera, Chrysomelidae.